ACCUGAUGGCACCAUUACAGCCCAGACAUCUCCUCAGAGAGCUACCAUCAGUGCAAAGGUGAAGAAGAAGAAGAAAAAAGAGCAUUGAUAUGUGUGAAGUGCAAAAAGCGUAAAGACUUUUUGCAAAGGGUCUGAACCACUUCUUUGUGUCUGUUCUUCAGAAUGAAGAUGAAGAGAAGGCACUGCCAUUGCAAUUAGGAGACUGAAAAGCAUCUGGCAUACUCUGUGCUGUGUACAGUCUCUGACAACCUUGCAGGACAGUCGGCCCAAUAUGUCAAGACCUCUGAUCACUAGAUCCCCUGCAUCUCCAUUGAACAAUCAAGGCAUCCCCACUCCAGCACAACUCACAAAAUCCAACGCACCAGUUCACAUUGAUGUGGGUGGGCACAUGUAUACCAGCAGCUUGGCCACGCUUACAAAAUAUCCUGAUUCCAGAAUCGGCAGACUCUUUGAUGGCACGGAGCCCAUCGUCCUCGACAGCCUCAAGCAGCAUUAUUUCAUCGACAGAGAUGGGCAAAUGUUCAGAUAUAUCUUGAAUUUUUUAAGAACAUCGAAACUCCUCAUUCCUGAUGAUUUCAAGGACUACAGUUUGUUAUACGAAGAAGCAAAGUAUUUCCAGCUUCAGCCCAUGCUAGGAGAGAUGGAAAGGUGGAAACAAGACCGGGAGAGUGGCCGCUUCUCAAAAUCUUGUGAAUGCCUGGUGGUGCGUGUUGCCCCAGAUCUCGGUGAGAGGAUUACACUGAGUGGCGAUAAGUCAUUGAUAGAAGAAGUGUUUCCAGAGAUUGGUGAUGUGAUGUGUAAUUCUGUCAAUGCCGGCUGGAAUCAUGACUCAACGCAUGUCAUCAGAUUUCCGCUGAACGGAUACUGCCACCUCAACUCAGUUCAGGUCCUUGAGAGGUUACAGCAAAGAGGAUUUGAGAUUGUUGGCUCAUGUGGAGGUGGAGUGGACUCUUCCCAAUUCAGUGAAUACGUACUGAGACGAGAACUCAGAAAGACAUCUCGUGCACCCUCCGUCAUUCGAAUAAAGCAAGAGCCUCUGGACUAAAAUGGACAUGUUUCUUUAUGCAAAAAAAAAAAAAAAAAAAAAAGAGGAAAAAAAAAAAGAGAGGAAAAAAGGGGGAACGUUUCAUGUGCAGUUUGGACUCCAAACAAGUCCUGCAAGUAAAAGUGAAUAAAAGACACAUUUAUAUCAAAUAUAGAGACCACACCUGAAUUCAUAUGGGAACACUUGGAAUAGUAGUAAUAAUAAAAACCUCAAGGUGUAGAAGAAAAUACAGCCAUACAUAUAUAUAUGUACAUGCAUAUAUAUAUAUGUGUAUGUAUACAUCAAAGGGUAGGAAAUGCAAUGACAAACAAGUGGUAGAUGAGGUUGGUGCUGUGAUGGCCAUUAAGUGUCCUAAGACUUACUUGGGUCCACUUAAUGGUGUACAAGCCAUUACCAUGGGGGGAUUCAUAGACAGCUCGUAACACAUUUUUCAUUUCCAAAUACUCAUUCAAUUUUUAAUAUCUACACGCCUUGAUUCAACUCUACUUGCAUAUGGAGGUUUUAUGUCUGUCUUUUAGAGGUGGAUGGGCAGGCGUUCAGGAGAUGACCAUUCAUUGCAUUGAAAAGCUACUCAAAUGAAAUUUUAAAUGUAGUUUGUACAGAAGUCGCACACGUCUUGUCUGCCCUCACAGAUGUGAAAGCUUAACUUUUCUUUUGAAUGAAUUUUUUGGGUUUUUUUUUUUUGUUUUUGUUUUUGUUUUUUUUUCAUUUUGUUUUGUGUUUUUUCAAAGGGGGCCAGAAUAAUUAAUAUUUGGUAGAGAUGCUCUGGUUUGAAUCUGCUGCUUUCCUACAAUUUUUCAAAUUUUAUAAUGUAUUAAAUACAAUAAACUCUGUUUAAAGUAAUAAAGGUCUGAUUUCAGCCAGCAGGAGCAGAGAGGUGGGGUUCAGCUCCCUGCACUCUGGCACAGUGCACAGAGAUGAAGGCAGCAGGCGUUGUGCGGGCAUUGUGUUUUGGGGUCUUUCUUCAGGGCUGUCCUUAAGAUUUGUCCUGGUUUGAAGAGACAAGCUCAAAAAACAGCACCAAUCCAGCCCAGGGAAACCCAUCUGAAAUGGAUGCCUGAGUUUGUAAGUGUUGAUGUAACAACGCUUGCAUCAUUUCCUCUAACUAAAGAGCAGGCAGCUUCCAUUUUCAAUGACCUUGCCCUGCUGCAUGUUAACCAGCCAGUUUGUUUUCGUGCCCUUCAUUUCCCUUGUUCAGACCUAGUGUUCUUCUCCCUAGAGAGUGAGCCCCUCUGCUCCUCACGCUGCACCGUGGCUGACAGCAGGCAAUGGGUGAGUCCUGCAAGGCCAUCCUAGAGCCAGCCCAACUCCAUGAGGCCACCACAUGGCCCUCUCCCAGGGAGAUGCUUCUGCCACAUGAGAUGAACCAGCAACCACUUUCUUUCCUCUGAAGUACCUUUUUAUGCAAUAUUCCAGAAUAUGACUGUGUACUCAUCCCAGUAUGGAAGUUUCUAUCGAAGCAAUGGUGCCGGCAUUACAUUCAUUUUGGUGACACUUUGCUAUUUAUUUAAGAAAAGAAAAAAGAAAUUGUUAAAGUAAAUACAUGUAAUAAGGUUUUUAAUAUAGUCUGAUAACUCAAAGCUACCAUUUUUUUCUGUUUUCCAUUGAAAUUUGUCAGAGGGCAUACUUACAUAGCUCUUUGGCAACACCUAUAAUGGGAUUUUGAAACUACUGAGAUAUGGAAAUGGGUGGAAGGGGGGGCUCCAUAAAUGAAGAUUCCUGAGCAGGUUAUUGGGUCUUCAAUGUGUUGCUGAUCUGUCUACUCACAGUACUGAAACAGCUGCCUCACUGAAAGUGCUUGUUUUCAAUCAGCAGCAAGUAGUCCUCAUACCAAAUAAAUGCUUGCUCUUUCUACCCAAAAUUUGGUUGUUAGUAUGCAUAGAAAAGUCUAAAAAAAAAACUAAAAACAAACAAACAAACAAACUCUGGGAAAUAAAUACUUUUAACAUCUCUUCAGACUUCUCGAAUUGAACAAUGUUGACCUGAAGCCAGUCCUGCAGGCUGACAACACACCGCCGAGUACUGGCAUGAGGUGAUGUGCUGUUCUGGGGACAAUUUGCUGCAGAAAUCCUUCCUGCUCCCCAGAUGCAGCCCUGUGUGCACCUGAGGACACGUUUCCAUCUGUUGAGCCCAGAGGUGCUCCCAGAUUCAGCACUGCCAGCCCCCACGCACAAGUAUGGGCCUGGGCUCUGGUGCAAGCUGGAAGGGCUGGUAGCAAUGUCAGCCCCAAAAUUGUCCUCAUGGUGCCUUGCAUGUGAGAUGCAGGCAAAAGGGGCACUCACUCGAUGUUCACCCCACUUUUUACCAUCUGUGAUACUUGUUGCCUUGCUCCCAAAGCAGAAGGCUGUGCUUGGCUGGCAGUUGUGCUUGCUGUAUCCAUACCUGUUCAAGCUGACAAGCACCAAGGCCACCUCGGUGCUCUGUGUGGCACCUGGAUGGCCGGGUGGCUUCCCACCAAGGCCACACUCAUUGCUAAUGGAGCCAUAAAUCACCCUUUGACCCUGGACGUGAAUGUCACUGUGAUAACAGUGUGACCACAGAGUCAGAGGUCGUAAGUAAACACAGCCAGAUGCGCAGCAAACACUACACAGCAGCGAGCUGGACUGAGAGAGGCAGUGAGAUUGGUUCUGGGUACAGCCCAGGCUUACCACCGCGUGUUUGAGUUGCUCUUCAGAAAAAGGGAUCAGCAGACAAGAAGGGAGGUGGAAAAAAACAAAGAAGCAGACGACAGUUAGCUCUUUCCUGGAGGUCAGUAGUUUUGAUGUGUGCAGUAGUUUAAAUUUAUCUGAUUUUUUAUUAAAAAUGUUACACUGCCAGCAGCGCUGCAUUCAACAAGAGGAAGCGGUGCGGUGAGCAGCUGCUGCCGGCGUUGUAGCUGAGCAGCCUGGCCAGGCAGUGACUGGAGAACCGCUGUGGGCACAUGGGGAAUGCAGUUGCCACUUCCACCCCUUCUCAUGGAGGAGCUGUGCCAGCGUCAUCUCCUUCUCUAGUGUGAACGCUGAUUCCAUCGACUCGGUGUUCAGCCGAGUCUGAAAACUAAGCCACCCAUUCAGCAAUUUUACUUUCCGCUCAGCAGGCCUUGAUUUCAACUCGAGGAGGAACAUUCUGUUCAUGAGCAUAAUUUUUUACAGCACCCUUUAAAAAUUGAUUGAUACGCUAAUUUACAGGGGCUUUGCCAUCACCUAAAUGAAUUGUCACAUGCAUUUUUCUGUAAUGUUCAUCUUUUUGGGGACUCUAGGGAGGAAAACUUGAUUUUAAGGGGAGUGAGGAAAGCAUAUUUCUUGAC
This is a messenger RNA of Centrocercus urophasianus (Greater sage-grouse), 4331 nucleotides long. RefSeq names its product BTB/POZ domain-containing protein KCTD1. Gene Ontology annotation, molecular function: transcription factor binding; transcription corepressor activity. Gene Ontology annotation, cellular component: nucleus. Gene Ontology annotation, biological process: protein homooligomerization; negative regulation of DNA-templated transcription. NCBI's taxonomy places the organism in Eukaryota, Metazoa, Chordata, Aves, Galliformes, Phasianidae. The record is from RefSeq and is a predicted model, not a curated record. The transcript is spliced from 5 exons. The coding region runs from base 272 to 1045 and encodes 257 amino acids.